This is a messenger RNA of Malus domestica (apple), 1068 nucleotides long. RefSeq names its product probable cinnamyl alcohol dehydrogenase. NCBI's taxonomy places the organism in Eukaryota, Viridiplantae, Streptophyta, Magnoliopsida, Rosales, Rosaceae. Gene Ontology annotation, biological process: lignin biosynthetic process. Gene Ontology annotation, molecular function: cinnamyl-alcohol dehydrogenase activity; zinc ion binding. The record is from RefSeq and is a predicted model, not a curated record.
AAAACUCGCCAACCCAUCCUCUCCCUCUCUCUCUCUCUCUCUCUCUCUCUCACUCUCUCUCUCUCUCUCAAACAAAUUCAAAUGGGCAACCUAGAAGUGGAGAGAACAACAACAGCAUGGGCUGCAAGAGACGCAUCUGGCAUUCUCUCACCCUACACCUGCACUCUUAGAAACACAGGCCCAGAAGAUGUUUACAUCAAAGUCCUAUUCUGUGGAGUUUGCCACACCGAUACGCACCUGGCAAAAAAUCAACUUGGCAUGUCACACUAUCCCCUGGUUCCUGGGCAUGAAGUGGUUGGUAAGGUGGUCGAGGCUGGAUCAGAUGUGACCAAGUUCAGAGUAGGAGAUGUGGUAGGAGUUGGCCUCGUUGUUGGUUGCUGCAGAAACUGCAACCCUUGCAACACAGAUAAUGAGCAAUACUGCAACAAGAAAAUCUGGACGUACGCUGACGUUUGCACCUAUGGCAAACCCACCAAAGGCGGCUUUUCCGGUGCAAUGGUGGUUGACCAAAAGUUUGCGGUGAAGAUACCCGAGGGCAUGGUGCCAGAACAGGCGGCGCCAAUGCUUUGCGCGGGGGUGACGGUGUACAGCCCGCUGGGGCACUUGGGCCUGAAUGUGGGUGGGAUUAAAAGGAGGAAUGCUGGACUGGCAGGUGUAGGACACAUGGGGCACCAUGUGACGGUGAUGAGCUCUUCAGAAAAGAAGAGAGGAGGCUUUGGGGCAUAUUGGGGCUGACUAGCAACAGAUGGAUUGUUAUACUCUCUGUGCUGUGCAAUUAUGCGUAGGGAGCUUCAGUUAUGCAAAAGAGAGAAGAUUGACAACUAUGAUCCAAGUGGUUCAGAUGGACUACAUCCGCACAGCUUUCGAGAGGCUGGAGAAAAACAACGUCAGGUACAGGUUCGUCGUCGAUGUGGCCGGUAGCCGGUAGCCGGUAGCAAUCUUUGAACAAUAAAAUGAAGAAAAACACAAGUCCAUGUUUAUUGAGGAAUCUGUUUUAUAUGGCUCAACUCUCUUCAAUUGCUAAUUCACCAUACAUGUACUACGCUGAACCGUAGCUAUUCUAUUCAA